Beta vulgaris subsp. vulgaris (sugar beet) is the source of this 2572-nucleotide messenger RNA. RefSeq lists its product as hypothetical. The record is from RefSeq and is a predicted model, not a curated record. NCBI's taxonomy places the organism in Eukaryota, Viridiplantae, Streptophyta, Magnoliopsida, Caryophyllales, Amaranthaceae. Gene Ontology annotation, molecular function: translation initiation factor activity; mRNA binding. The coding region runs from base 248 to 2131 and encodes 627 amino acids. The transcript has 6 exons.
UUUUCAAUUUUAUAAUACUCCUAUUAGCCUAACAACAUCAAAUUCUCUCUCUCUCUCUCUCCUUCUCACCUGGUUCAUCGAAUCCACCAUUGCAUCGACCUUCGACCUCUGUCUCUCUCUUUCUUUCUCUUUCCUCCAUUUUCGCAAGCACUUUUCUUGAAUUAAUCAAACCAUAUUAGCAAUUACUAAACUAAGGUAUUUGAUUUGAAUUUACAGCUGAACAUAUAAAGAGAGGGAGAGAAAAAAAAUGUCGAAGAAGAAAACCUUCAGCGGCAGCACCAUGACUCUCAAGGACUUUCAUGGUGGUUCCAUACCUGCCGAUAUUUCUCUCCCUUCUGCUCCUGGCGUGAUUGUGAGGCCGACUGAUCGACCAGUUUACGAUCGUCCAAGUACAUGGGGGAACUCAAUGGGAGGCCGAUCUGAACAUCGAUUGCGCCCGAGUUCAUCGGGUUCGAUGAGGAGUUUGGAUGAAAAUAAGACCCCUUUUCUUACUAGUACUGUUAAUAUAGGUAGGAAUUUUGAUGAGGAUGAGCGGAAGCCACUUGACGGUGGUGCUUCCGCCCCUCGUAGGACUGUGAAUGAUGAUAGUAUUGGAGCUUCCGUUGUUCGUUCUGAGCCACGAGUGGUCGGAGUGGAUAGUGGGAAAUUGUCUGGGCAGCCGAGUUUGGGGCCCGUGGCGCCUCAAAUGGGGGGUGUUAGUGGGAGUUCUUACUCGGCUAGGGUUGUAGAGGGAGGCCAUUCGAGUGUGGGUGUGAGUUCUCGGCCGAAUGCAUGGGGUGCAAGGAAAGAGCCACGUGGUGUGGGCGAGCCGGAUGCUUCACCUUGGAGUGGGCAGAGUGCGGUUUCCAAGUUUGCACAAGCGAGUGCACUAGACCAGAUUUCUUCAGGGAGAUGGCAAACUAAGCCGUUGCAGCAGCAGGUGGAUAUAGAGGUCAUUAAGCCGUUGGAUUCCCGUAAUAGCUUGUAUGGGAGGGAAAAUGACCCUUCUGUUGGUGGUGUGAACUUUAUGAGUGAAAGGGAAUACUAUGAGACUACGCUGGUGGGGCAUGUGGAAAGGGGUCUUGCAAUUGAAGAAGCGGGUCGAGGUGGUUUCAAGGAGAUGCCGGGUGUUGAGAGGGUGCAUUCUCCAGUGCAGAGUUCUGUAUUGUUUACUAACGAGGGUCAACCAGCUUAUCCCGAUGGAAAAUCAGGGGGUCCUGAGUUGCAGCAUCCUCCAGAAGUGGGUGAAAGACCUAAAUUGAAGCUGCUUCCGAGAUCAAAGCCGCUGGAUGCCCAGGAGCUGUCUGGCAUUGAUUAUAGGCAGGGAUAUCAACCUCCGAAUGAUACUAAUCACUCAGAAGUUGUUAGUAUCCUUGGAAAUGGAAGUCAUGUGAAGCCUAUACCAGCUAGUAGUGAAGCACGUCAUGGGAAUCCUGGGGUAAGUGGCAGUGAAUCAGGGCAUCGGGUUGUGGAGCGUCCAAAAUUAAACUUGAAGCCUCGUUCACAGCCAGUAGAUCAUUCAGAUGGAGGCAUCAAAAUAGAAAGGAAGUCACUGUUCGGUGGUGCUCGGCCGCGUGAAAUGGUUUUGAAGGCGCGUGGUGUUGAUGAUGUUAUCACCAGCCAUGAUCAAGUGCUUAGUCCAAGCCGGAUGAAAAAUGAUUCCCCCCGCAGUGAAUUGGCGCCAGCACCUGCAAAUACCUCACGCCAGGGUGAAAAGGUCGAUAAUCUUUCCAUUGAUCAGAGGACUGGAAGAGGCCAUGAGAAGAGGGAUCAACGAGCAGAUACUCAGAAAGCUGAUACGCAGAGAAAGAAUUGGCGUAAUGAGAACUGGAGAAGUGGCAGAGACACAGAGAAGCACCAGCAGGAGAGGCAACCUUCACCAGAGACUUGGCGCAAACCGGUUGAGCACCCAAAUGCUUCCAAUGGUGAAAAUUCUGGACUGCGUUUUGGGAAAGCUGUUUCUGCUGUGGACCUUGCCCAAGCCUUUUCGAGAUCAGUCUCAGAUCCCAAGCCUGUUGAUCAAUUAUCUGGUCAAAGAGGACUUCCUAGUCAAAAGAGUCUUCCUGGUCAAAAGGGACUUCCUGUCCGUUCACAGAUGCCUUUUUCAAGGCUUAUGGGACCAACGACAAGGCCUCAGAUCAAUGGUUACUGAUUGAUUGUAGACAUGAUAGCUCGAGAGUGGUGAGAAAUAUCGCUGGAUCAGGAGAUACAAGUUGCUAGGGAGCAUGAGCUUAGAAUUUAUGCCUGAAAUUUGAUUGAUAAUAAGGGGAUUUCAGCCGUCUUUGCUUUUUUUAUCGAUUGCUGAGUCCACUAGAGCAAUCUUGUUGCACAUUGUUUUCCCUUGUCCAAUAGAUGAUUCUAAUAUUAUGAUAGGCAAGGAACUGAUGGCGGUUGCUUGGUGUUCGGGAAAUCAAAUCAGCGAAUGCUGUGAUAUUCUGUCUCAUACCCAUUUGAUAUGAAUGAUAUAGGACAAUAGGUUAAUUGAUGUUCAUGAUUGCUUGGGUUUUGAAGACUUGCCUUUGAGCAUGUCUCUGAUGUAUUUGAAUGUACGGAAAUCUUAUUUCAUGGGAUUGAACUUGAACUGUUUUAGCCA